Messenger RNA from Amphiprion ocellaris (clown anemonefish), 5634 nucleotides. RefSeq names its product adenosine deaminase RNA specific B1b (gene adarb1b). Gene Ontology annotation, biological process: RNA processing; adenosine to inosine editing. The coding region runs from base 401 to 2494 and encodes 697 amino acids. Lineage: Eukaryota; Metazoa; Chordata; Actinopteri; Pomacentridae. Gene Ontology annotation, molecular function: double-stranded RNA binding; double-stranded RNA adenosine deaminase activity; tRNA-specific adenosine deaminase activity. The transcript is spliced from 12 exons. Gene Ontology annotation, cellular component: nucleolus; cytoplasm. The record is from RefSeq and is a predicted model, not a curated record.
CGGCAGUAAACGCAGCGUUUCUUACGAGCGCCGACGACCAAAAGCGAAGCCGAAGAAGGGGGCCGACAGCAGGCUGUGAACACUGCGGUACAUGCGACCGUACAACCGCUCUCAGCCUGUGUUCGCUUUUCCCCAACACCAGCGACGACACGGAGGAAAACAGACCUCUGUGUUUUCAUUUUCAAGUGGCGGAGAAGAUUUCAGCGUCUCCGGACACCACGACUUUCCGUCCCGGCCAAACGUGCGGUGUGUGACAUUUGGAAACGACGAAGGAUUUGAUAAAUAAAACUGCUGUCUGAUUGAGUACUCAGUGGAACGGUUUUUCCAGUCACAGACAUACAACAGACCCAAAGGUGCAGUGGGGGCGAGGUUGCUCUCAGGUCAGAACAAACCCGUCACCAUGGAUGUGGAUGAGGAAGAGAAUAUGAGUUCAAGCAGCACCGACGUUAAGGAAAACCGAAACCUGGACAACGUGUCCUGCAAAGACGGGGUGGGAGUGGCUGAGCAGCUCCCCAAUGGAAGCGGCCUGGGCAGUCGAAAGCGUCCCUUAGAAGAGGGAAACAAUGGCCACACACAUUCCAAGUUCCGAGCCAAGAAACGCAAGAAAACACCAGGGCCAGUCUUGCCCAAGAACGCUCUGAUGCAGCUGAAUGAAAUCAAACCAGGUCUGCAGUACAAACUGCUGUCUCAGACAGGACCAGUCCAUGCACCAGUUUUUGUCAUGACUGUGGAGGUCAAUGGACAGAUGUUUGAGGGCAUGGGCCCAACCAAGAAGAAAGCUAAACUGAAUGCAGCUGAGAAAGCACUGCGUUCCUUUGUCCAGUUCCCCAAUGCAUCUGAGGCACACCUGGCCAUGGGCCGAACACUGACAGUGAACACAGACUUUACAUCUGACCAAGCUGACUUCCCAGACAUGCUCUUCAAUGGCUUUGAGACACCAGCCGCACCUGAAGAAUCCUUCUAUCUAGGCUCCAAUGGUAGCAGCUCCCUAAAUUCACUAGGAGAGUACCCACUGCCCACACCACCCGGCAGCAACCUUGUCCAAGCCCCAUUGCCCCCUCCAUCUGCAUUCAGCUCGCCCUCCAGUGGUAAAAACCCAGUCAUGAUCCUUAAUGAGCUCAGGCCAGGCCUCAAAUAUGACUUUGUCUCAGAGAGCGGUGAGAGUCAUGCCAAGAAUUUUGUGAUGUCAGUAACGGUGGAUACACAGACGUUUGAAGGCUCAGGGCGCAACAAGAAGCUAGCUAAAGCCCGGGCAGCACAAGCCGCCCUAUCUGCUCUGUUCAACAUGCAGCUAGACCAGACACCAUCCCGGCAACCCAUUCCACGGGAGGGAUUGCAGCUUCAUCUACCCCAGGUUCUGGCUGAUGCCGUCUCUCGCUUGGUGGUGGAUAAGUUCAGUGAGCUGACAGACAACUUCACCUCCCCCCAUGCACGACGAAAAGUCCUAGCAGGGGUCGUCAUGACAACAGGGACAGAUGUGAAGGAAGCACAGGUCAUUUGUGUCUCCACGGGAACCAAAUGCAUCAACGGUGAGUACAUGAGCGACCGCGGCCUGGCGCUCAAUGACUGCCACGCUGAGAUAAUCGCCCGACGCUCGCUCAUCAGGUACCUCUACACGCAGCUGGAGUUCUUCCUCAGCAAUAAAGAGGACCACCAGAAGUCAAUAUUUGUGCAGUGUGACAAGGGAGGCUACAGGUUAAAGGACAACGUACAGUUCCACUUGUACAUCAGCACCUCACCCUGUGGAGAUGCCAGGAUUUUCUCUCCACACGAGGCCGGAGUGGAAGACCAAGGAGACAGACAUCCAAACCGGAAAGCACGGGGCCAGCUGAGGACCAAAAUUGAGUCGGGGGAGGGCACCAUCCCUGUGAGGUCCAGCAACACCAUCCAGACCUGGGACGGUGUUCUGCAAGGAGAGAGGCUACUCACCAUGUCCUGCAGUGACAAGAUUGCGAGGUGGAACGUGGUGGGCAUCCAGGGCUCUUUGAUGAGCUACUUUACAGAGCCGAUCUACUUCUCCAGCAUCAUCCUUGGCAGCCUUUACCACGCCGACCACCUCUCCAGGGCCAUGUACCAACGCAUUGCAGAUAUCGAGGACCUGCCGCAGCAGUUCACCCUCAACAGGCCUCUACUCAGUGGUAUAAGUAAUGCUGAAGCCAGGCAGCCGGGCAAAGCACCAAACUUCAGUGUGAACUGGACGGUGGGUGACCAAGCCCUGGAGGUGAUCAAUGCAACUACAGGCAAGGACGACAUGGGCCGAGCUUCACGUCUCUGCAAACACGCCCUCUACAGCCGCUGGGUCCGCCUACACUCCAAGCUGUCAUCCAUCCUGCGGAUCAAAGUGCUGAAGCCCAGCUCCUACCAUGAAGCCAAGCAGGCAGCCACAGAGUACCACUCCGCCAAGCAGGCGCUCAUCAAGGCCUUCCACAAGGCCGGCCUGGGGGCCUGGGUCAAAAAGCCCAUCGAGCAAGACCAGUUCACCCUCAGCUCCUGAGGGAGUCAGAGGACCAAGGGGUUCCUAAACCACCCACUCUCCCCUCCCUGACCCAGGCCUGAAAGCAAGAGAUCCCCUUAUUAACAACCAGACACUUAACUUGCGUCCCAUGUGUCGGCUCCCACGUGCACUUUGUACUUGUGAAAAUAAGCGUGCGUAGUUUCACAAACCAUCCAUAGUUCAUCGUUCUCAUUCCUCUGUGGACCUCAUGUCUUUUCUCAUCAUGUUGAUUUUGGAUCGUUUUAUUUUGAUUUUAUUGGAUGGUGUUUUCCAUCUUGUUUUCUGUUUUGAAACUGGAAUCCAUGUGUUUUUUUUCACCACUUAGUUGUUUAUGUUUCCCAGAGAGUUCAUGUUCUUAUGCUGUAGAUGUGGAAGUUGAGAUUUUACAGUUUUGUCUUAUUGAUCAGUGAGUGUAGCCAGUUUAGGGUGAAAUGUAGCCUAGAAACAGGAUCUUUGUGAAUUAAACCAAUGUGUAUGGACCUAAAAAAUAUAUAUAAUUGCUAAAAUUAACGACUAUGACGACCUUUAAUUUAAUGAUGCAUCGAUCUUCAGGAUGUAAAUCUAGUGCUGAAAAAUCAACAUAAAUAGUUUAACAUUUAAUGUGUGUUAUUUGGUCCGUUCCUUAGAUGAGACUACAUGUCCUUAGCCCCGGUAUUAAAGAUGAAAAUGUUGCAAAAUAUUGUCGCCCUGUUUGAUUCACUGACUGGAAAGAAGAUAUUAGGCAGGUGUGACAGCAGAUUAGCACACUUUUGUUGAUUUUUGUGUCUUGUUCAUUCAUUCGUGCAUAUGUUCUGUAAGUUAUUUUAUCUCACUCAUUUCAUACUUGAACAGUGGGGAGGGGUCAUGUUGACUCCUCCUCUCGCCUGGGUCUUGGGACAAGCUUUGGGAGGUGCUGCACGUUGUAUUUUUUUCCUUGAUCUAAGCCAUGGCUUUGCAUGGAAACUGAACUGAGAGGCCUGCAGAGCAGAAAACGUGAUGGGGAGCCCUGUGCGUCCGUCCGUCAGUGAAUGAUUUUUGAAUGAAUGCCAGCAUCUUCCUCCACAGGCAGCUUUGAAUCUUUGUCUCUAUUUUCUAGAUUUCCUGUGAUUGAUUGUUUGUUUGGUUUUGGGGGGCGGGGGCGGUCUUUUUUUGUUUGUUUGUUUGUUUUGUUCUGUUUUUGUUGUUUUUAUUAAGACUAGGCAUUUAAGGAGUGGGGAUAAUACUGCAGUGAAAAUAGUGAUAUAACCGACCUCUCAGAUCUUGUUACUAUGUCACUUUGUGGCAGGGAUCCAUGAUAGCUGUCGCAGCAACUAUUGAUAGAUGGCAUGGUUGAUGUACUGUAGUGGCACAUACAGUACUGUAUAUGAAGUUAUAUUCACUAGAUGCCACAUUAUGCCAGUCUGUGAUGCAAAUAUGUCCUUCCAGAUAACUCUCUGGAAGCUUGUAGAUGAACAGCGAAGUGACAUGCAAUCCCUGCAUGAACCGACUCAUAUGCUAAUAUCUGAUAAACUCUGCCAGUAGAUUACAACCAAAUGUAUCACAGUGUGAUGUCAUGUUCAUCCUCCUCUCUUAUACAUCUAUACAAUGACACGUUAGUUGCAUCUUUCAAGAGGACCUUUGUGAAUCGACUCCUGUACACCCUGAGUGCAUCAGUGUCCUCACGUUUUCAAUUUGUAAGCGAGGACACAUUUCCAAGUAACUGCAGUGAAUUCCUAUUUCCAGCUGUAGGAACAAUAUGUGUGUGUGCGUGCAAUUUAUGUGUGUGCUCAGGUGUCUUCUAGCAUUCUCUGUUGAAUCUUCACCAAAGAUGAUGAUGUCCAUGUGUGUGUUUCUGCCCCAGUAUUUUCCUUACGGAGAUUUUUUUGAAAUAUGUCAUACAUAUUGGCAUCGACCCUUUACCGUCUGGUUUUUCUACAUCUACGCAACAAUGUACUUUUUGCUUUGUACAAAAAUGAUGUAUUCAGUUCCGUAUGGGGGGGGAAAUUCAAUUGUCAGGCUUCUUUAGUGCAUCCGUAGCUGUCAGUGACCACAUGUAUAUUGUGACCUGCGAUCAUUAUUGCUGCAAUAUAGUAGUUCUGUGUAUAUAAGGAACAACGAACAUGACAGAAAUUUCUUCCCUGUACAAUCAAGUCAUCCUAAAAACUGUUCUGAUCCUUCCUUUGUUGCUGGGAUUGUGACAAUGUUCCUAACAAGUAUUUGUGGUUCUGUGUGACUCACUGGGCACCGUAAAGCAUGGCACUAACACUGCCGGGGUUAACAUGCUUCAUCCCCAUUGUAGCCACCCGUGUGUAAAAAAAAAAUAUAUGCACUGUAAAGUGCCUCAGCUAAAAGUGGCAUCCACCAGCUGGCACGCGUGAUGUCAAAUAUGUACGUUUUUCACUUGUAUUCGGUUGUUUUUUGAAAUCUGGUUUAGAAAAAAGAAAUUGCAGAAAACAGUGGGAUCCAGUCGUCCCAGACAGAAAGCCCAGACCAAAGUCACGAGCAAUACUCCUGAUGUCUCCUUUAAUGUCAGCCCAUCUCUAACAGGAGUCUGAAUGAAGUUUCCCUCCCCCUCUGCUCCUCCAGUCUUCUUCUUUGAAUCUGUUCUUUCUCUAAAAGCUGUCUGAGGAUUUUUAUUUGUAUAUUUCCCUUAAAGACUGCCUGCUAACUAAAGUUUUGUUCUUCUUUUGACUGCACUAAAGAUGUCAACUGAUGAUGUCAUGAUAAAAAAAAAACAACACAUCCCCGUUUGGAUUGGAUUGAACUAUCACAGCAAGAACUGAAAACUGCUUCCGCUUAACCCUUUGUGAAUCCUCGAUGGUCAGUGCACCCCACCCCGCCCCACCCCCCGUCCUGCUGCAGCUGCGCCCACGGUGGGGUGAUAUUUUGGGGGGUUUUGUUUGGUGACCCACCCAGAGUGGUCGCUGUUGGUUCACUCUGGGUUUCAGAGCCACCGAUCUCUGUUCUCCUCUCUCUCUCUCUCUCUCUCUCUCUCUCUCUCCAGCUGUCCAAUGUGUGAAAUCCUCCACCAACAAAAACCACAACCUUGCAUGUACUACCAACACUGAAGCUGCACCUAGCAUGAUGACAAACUUUUAAAGGACUCGUGUAGAAAAAAAAAGUUAACAGCUAAAGAUAGAUAUAUAAAAUGAACAAAAAAGAAUAAAAGAGUUCUUAGUUUA